Diorhabda carinulata is the source of this 1420-nucleotide messenger RNA. RefSeq lists its product as uncharacterized. Bases 130 to 1386 code for a protein of 418 amino acids. Lineage: Eukaryota; Metazoa; Arthropoda; Insecta; Coleoptera; Chrysomelidae. The record is from RefSeq and is a predicted model, not a curated record. The transcript has 7 exons.
CACUUUUAAAUUAUACCUAUAAAAUAAUUUGCUGUGUAUUUUUGAGUUUUCAAUUGUGACUUUAAUCUAUAUGUGUGACAUUCUUAGACCUGUUGGAUAUAUAAAUAAAAAAUAAAUCUUCAGAAAAUAAUGUCCUCCUUAACUGCUGCGAAUAUUGUUGAAAUGAAUGGCACCCAAGAAAAUUCCCAAUUCAUAAUUGGAAAAAAUAUUUUCGAUUCAGAAUUGUUACCAUCAAACCCUACUCAACUAGCAACGACUUCAAAGGCAGUAAUAAAAUUAGACAGAGAUCCUAACGAUACCAAUGAGAAAAUAUCAAAAUACUCAGCAUCUUUGAUCAACAUGAAAUUGAGAUCACGAAAUAAAUCUGCAGUACUUAAUCCAAGAGUGCCCUCAAGUAUUCCAUCGUCUAUUACCAAACGAUCCAAACCUUAUAAUAAUACCAUAAAAUCAAACGUUAACAAACUGACUAGAUCAGAUUCAUGUUUGCUGAGAGGUUUUAGACAAAAUAUCAGUAGACACGUCGUAGCACUUCCAUUACUCAACAAAAAAUUUUUCAAAAAACAGAAGCCUGUUUUGGAUGUUCAUAAAAAUUUUGAACAGACAAAGAAAAAACUUGAAGGUAUGGGAAAGAAUGUUUGCUAUAACAAUCAAUUAUUUCCUCUCUCUGGAAUAAUUGCUUCCCAAAAAAAUAUCCCGAAGAUCUCGAUGGAUAUAUGCACGGACCAACAAUCUAAGAAAAACGUCAUUGUAGAACUUUUAGAUAGUAUCAUAAAGGAAGUGAAAAUUUCCUAUCCAUUAGAACAAAUGAAUAUCCUUAAAGGUGAAAAGACCGAACUAUAUGUCAUCAUCAAUAAGCAGCACAUCAAAGUUAAGGAGAUCGUAAGAAAUCGGCAAAUAUUGGUCGAUGAUAAAAAAGAUUCAUGUUUGAAACUUGAGGCACUCGAAGAGAAGCUCAAAGCACAAAAAAAGCUCAAUACAGAAGCUUGCCAGAUCAUUAGAAGUUUACAGAGAGACAUUGAAGAACAACGUUCCAACCACAAAAAAUAUAGUAACAUGCUUCAUGGUAUUAUCAACGCAUUACUUAAAAGAAUGGAGGAGUUGGAAUUGAAUAUCGAAGUAGACAAAAAGAAUAUCGCUGAUCAUCAAACUCGAAUAAGCAUGAAUAGUAAAGUUAUAAAAAAGAUGAAAAUAAAAAUUAGAGACUUAGAAAAUGACAAGAAAAACGCUAAAAGCCUCAAUACUCAUCUUAACAAAAAAUUGGAACAAUCAAAAUACCAGCUGAAAGUUCAAGAAAACAUGCUUCAAAAAUUGUCUGAUAAAUCGAUGUCCAAAUGUUUGAUCCAAAUAGCGCUUAGAGCUUUCUCUGAAAUUUUAAUGUAUAUCUAAAUCUCACCGUCAUAAUAAAUCUUAUUAUUUUUCA